AUGAGGGGAGAAUGUGAUGCUACAUCAAAUAUGCUCUUUUAUCGCGCCUUUUGGCAUCGUCUUUGCGGCUUCCCCGGGCCAUUUCUUGCCAGGCUUUCGAAUUUCUACGUGACCUCACUUUCUGCCAAGAGACUACAUCUCUACGAGGAGGUUCAAAAGCUGCAUCAGCAGUAUGGCGAUUAUGUUCGAUUAGGUCCAACUGAACUCUCGAUUGCCGAUCCUCAAGCCGUAAAAGCCCUCUACAGUGGCCAGGCCAAAGUGACCAAAGGACCAUGGUAUACCGUGUUGGAGCCCCGAGUAUCUCUCCAAAUGUCGAGAGACAAAAAAGAACACGCACGCCGCAGAAAGGUGUGGGAUCAGGGCUUUAGUUCCAAAGCUGUCCGCAAGAAUGUUGGCAAACCGAUGGAUAUGGCGAAGUGGUUCAAUUACUACAGCUUCGAUGUCAUGGGCGAUCUGUCCUUUGGAAAAUCCUUUAACAUGCUGGCUGGAGGGCAAGAUACGUACUUCUCGACUCAGCUGCAUGCAGAUAUGAAGAGUAUUGGUCUGUUUAGCCACCUGACAUGGCUAUUUCCGUUUUUCAAAAGAAUCCCUAUUCUCAAUAAGGAUUACCUCAAGUUCUGGGAUUGGGUUGGAGGCAGGGUGGAGGAGAGAAUUAAAACUAAUAUGUGUAGUGAUACUACUGCUGCCACCUUGACUAAUCUGUUCUUCCAUCUCGCGGCCGACCACACCUGGCAAGCAAAGCUCCAGGAAGAACUAGACGCAUUGCCUGAUUUGACCCAGGAGAAAGUGACAAAUGUUAAGUUACUGGACGCACUUAUCAAUGAAACCCUGCGGUUGCAUCCUGCUGUGCCAUCCGGUACCCAACGAUUGACUCCUCCGGAGGGUCUCCAGAUCGGUGAUAAGUAUAUACCUGGUGAUGUGAUGGUGUGCAUACCGACGCACACAUUAUUUCGAGACGAACGAGCCUUUGUCCGGCCGGACGAAUUCCUUCCUCAGAGAUGGAUGACACAGCCGGAGCUCGUAAAAGACGCGUCCGUCUUCAUCCCAUUUAAUGCGGGUCCGUAUUCCUGCGUUGGGAAGCAACUUGCCCUGAUGGAGCUCCGUCGUGUGACUGCCGAGAUAUUGACGAGAUAUGAUGUUGAAUUUGCCCAAGGGCAAACAACUGAGGAUUUCCUGGAUGGUAAGAGAGAUACAUUUACUCUGGUAACUGCGCCUUUGAAGUUGGUAUUCCGUGAGAGGUGA
Messenger RNA from Aspergillus oryzae RIB40, 1242 nucleotides. Its product is annotated as cytochrome P450. NCBI's taxonomy places the organism in Eukaryota, Fungi, Ascomycota, Eurotiomycetes, Eurotiales, Aspergillaceae. The transcript has 7 exons. Gene Ontology annotation, molecular function: heme binding; iron ion binding; oxidoreductase activity, acting on paired donors, with incorporation or reduction of molecular oxygen. The record is from RefSeq and is a predicted model, not a curated record. The coding region runs from base 1 to 1242 and encodes 413 amino acids.